AUGCCCAGCCACCUCCUGCACCCCGGGAUGCCCCGCCGCCGCCCGCACCCCGGGGUGCCCCGCCGCCGCCUGCACCCCGCGGCCGUGGCCGCGCUCCUGGUCGCCGUCUUGGAGCAGUCGCCCGCCGGCGCGGCCCCGCUCAACGGAUCCAAGUGGAGCUAUUUGGGUCCCAAUGGAGAGAAGAGCUGGUCUAAGAGAUACCCGUCCUGCGGGGGCCUGCGGCAGUCCCCCAUAGACCUGCACUCCGACAUCCUCCUGUACAACGCCAGCCUGGCACCCCUGCAGCUCCAGGGCUACAACCUAUCCGCACAAGAGCAGCUUGUCCUGACCAAUGAUGGCCACUCUGUGAGGCUGAACCUGCCCCCCAACCUGUACCUGCACGGUCUCCCGUUCCGCUACAGCGCCUCGCAGCUGCACCUGCACUGGGGGGACCACAGCAACCCCCGGGGCUCUGAGCACACCAUCGCAGGGGAGCACUUUGCCGCCGAGCUGCACAUUGUCUACUACAAUUCGGAUCUCUACCCCAACGCCAGUGCUGCCAGCGACAAGACCGAAGGCCUCGCCGUCCUUGCUGUCUUCAUAGAGAUAGGCUCCUUCAAUCCCUACUAUGAUAGGAUCUUCAGUUACCUUCAAGGUGUGAAGUACAAAGGUCAGGAAAUGCUUGUUCCAGCCUUCGACAUUGCGGAGCUGCUUCCCAAGAGGCCUGAGGAGUACUACCGCUACCAGGGCUCCCUGACCACCCCUCCUUGCCACCCCACCGUGCUCUGGACCAUCUUCCGGAAUCCUGUGCAAAUUUCCCAGGAACAGCUGCUCGCUUUGGAGACCGCUCUCUACUGCACCCACAUAGAUGACCCAUUGCCCAGAGAAAUGGUCAACAAUUUCCGGCGGGUCCAGAAGUUUGAUGAGAGGAUGGUGUAUGUCUCCUUCCAACAAGGCAUCAUCCUUUCUGUGGCCCUGGCCGGUGUCCUUGGCAUCUGCAUUGUCCUGGCAGUGUCCAUCUGGCUUUUUCGAAGGAAGAAGAGCAAAAAGGGCAACUACAGCAAAGGAGUCAUUUAUAAACCAGCCAUCAAGAAGGAGAAUGAGGCCCACGCUUGA
This is a messenger RNA of Sorex fumeus (smoky shrew), 1095 nucleotides long. RefSeq names its product carbonic anhydrase 12 (gene CA12). The record is from RefSeq and is a predicted model, not a curated record. Gene Ontology annotation, cellular component: plasma membrane. Bases 1 to 1095 code for a protein of 364 amino acids. Gene Ontology annotation, molecular function: zinc ion binding; carbonate dehydratase activity. The transcript has 10 exons. NCBI's taxonomy places the organism in Eukaryota, Metazoa, Chordata, Mammalia, Eulipotyphla, Soricidae.